CGUUCCCUAAAAAGGCAAAGCUUGAGGUCCCAAAAUUCACUGUCAAGGAGGACCCAGAAAUACACAUCAAAACUCUCCACGAAAGCGGAAGAAUGAUGGGCCUUACCGGGGACGAAAAGUGUUUGCUUUUCUUCCAAACCCUCCACAGCCGAGCUGCAGAGUGGUUUCACAAUCUCCCGACCGGCGAGAUCGAUUCUUUUGAUGAACUGGCUGAGGUAUUCCAGGAGAAGUUUAAGGAAAAUUGUACCAAGAGGAAAACAUUUACCUACUUGAGUACAGCCGGGAAGAGGGAGCACGAGGAUCUGACUAAGUUCCUCACCCGGUGGAAGGAUGAGGUUGACAAGGUUUCUUCCAAGAGGGAAGCCGAGCAAUGCCAUCCUAAGGGAAGGACCACCGUAAAGAAGGAAGUUGAACUGCCCGGCAGGUUAAAACCGGAAGUAAUGGAGGCAAAACAAAAGAACCAGUGGAUCCGGUCUGAAGGACAACCGGCCGAUCAAAACAAAAAGAAGGAAGCAGCCGGCAAGGAGCACUUACAGGUAAUUUACAGGGGACCUGAGGGAGGAGAUUCUGCUUCUCAAAGAAAGAAGUGGGGGCGUGAACUCUAUGUAGGGACAGUUGCCCUAGAUCCCCGGCAAAAGCAAACUAGACGGGAGCCGAUCACUUUCACGGACCGAGAUCUUCACGCCACCGAGGAAGAUCACAAUGAUCCUCUGGUUAUAACCAUGGAAAUGGGUGGAGUUGAUGUCUCCCGGGUACUCGUCGACACGGGCAGUAGUGUCAAUGUUUUAUACCUAGAGGCUUUUGAGAAACUUAAGCUGUGUCGAACACGGCUUGAGCCAUUAAAAACUCCCCUGUCCGGAUUCACCAGGGACUCUGUUGAAGCUGAAGGGUCAAUCCUCUUGACAUGCGAAUUGGGCACGGGGGACAAAGUCAUACAAAAUCAGACGAGGUUCGUGGUAGUGAACAUCAAAUGUGUUCACAAUGCCAUCUUGGGCCGACCAGGAAUUAACAAGGUCUGUGGAAUCAUCUCCAUGGCCCACCUGUGCAUGAAGUUCUAUACACCGGGCGGUAUAGGACAAGUCAGAGGAGAUCAGAAGAAAGUCCGGUCUUGUUAUCUUAAAGCUGUGAAGAAGAUGACAAAUGCAUUCGAAAGGGUCACCCUGGUUUCCCAAGAGGAAGACUGGUCGAAGUUAGAGCCGGGUCUGGAGCCUGAAGAGGGGCCAUCCCAUGUGGUUGAACUGUGGUGGGACAUGGCCGUUGAUGGAGCUUCUAGACCGAAGGGAUGCGGGGCUGGCAUAGUCUUUACUACUCCGGAAGGGUUCAAGAUCUACCAUACCUUGGUUUUUAACUUCAAACUUACCAACAACGAGGCGGAGUAUGAGACACUGGCCGGCGGACUCAGGUUAGCCCGAGCACUCGGUAUCAAGAGAAUGAAGAUCUGGUUUGAUUCAAGCUUGGAUGUCAGACAAGUUAAUGGAGAAAUGGAAGUCAAAAAAGAACGUCUUGCCCGGUAUAGCGAUCUGAUCCGAGCUCUUUUGAGAGAGUUGGAAGAAUUCUGUCUGACUAGGAUACCCCGGUCGGAAAACACUGAUGCUGAUAUGCUUCCCAAGUUGAUGCAAGCUUGCCCGGAGCAUGUAUCAGAGUUGGCUAAAAUUGAGAUAUUGGACCAAUCGAGUGCUGACCGAUUGGAGGUCGCGGCCAUCCAACAAUGUCAGAGCUCGGCUGUAGGAGUGAUUGGGGCGGAUGAUGAGUGGAGAUACAACCUCAUGGAAUACUUAAUGACCGGCCAGAAACCGGACGACGAAGAGCGGGCCAGGAAGGUAGUCUUGCAGGCUCCCCGGUUUCAGAUUCUGGACAGUCACUUAUACAAACGUGCUAUCGGAGGGCCUCUACUACAUUGCCUCACCAAUCCAGAGGUAGAACGGGUGAUAGCCAAGGUACACGAGGGAGUUUGUGCUGCCCAUCAUAUGUCUAGAACACUGGCCCAAAGGAUAAUUUGGCUCGGCUAUUAUUGGCCGACCAUCGUUAGAGAUUGUGAAAGGGUGACUUCAAGAAGAACAACCGGGGAGACGCCAUUCGUGCUCACUUAUGGAUGUGAAGUCCGGUUGCCAAUCGAGGCAGAAUUCCCAACAUUAAGAGAAGUCGUGUAUCAGAUCGGUCAGAACAAGGCCGACCACAUGGCUGAAUUGAAUUUGGUGGAGGAGCGGAGAACGAUGGCGGCUGUCAAAAUGGCCGGUUAUCAACAAUCAGUAUUGAGAUAUCAUGAUAACCGGGUAGGUCUAUGUUACUUCCAAGUGCACGAUGAAGUCCUGCGAAGAAGGGAUGCCACUAAGCCUAAUGAAGGAGGCAAGCUAGUGCGCAACUAGGAAGGACCAUAUCGCAUAAGGGCGAUCAUCCGACCGGGCACUUAUCAGCUUGAGACCAUAGAGGGUGGACGAGUUGACCGGAAUUGGAACUCUCACCACUUGUGCAAAUUUUUUUAGAUAAAGUGUAAUGAGUUCCUGGUCAUGAAUAAAACUUUGUUCUUUUC
Molecule: messenger RNA, 2530 nt
Organism: Cuscuta campestris
Lineage: Eukaryota; Viridiplantae; Streptophyta; Magnoliopsida; Solanales; Convolvulaceae
Source: the annotation of a GenBank genome assembly